Molecule: messenger RNA, 1824 nt
Organism: Fusarium proliferatum ET1
Lineage: Eukaryota; Fungi; Ascomycota; Sordariomycetes; Hypocreales; Nectriaceae
Exons: 3
Coding region: 1-1824 (607 amino acids)
Source: RefSeq, a predicted model, not a curated record
AUGACAUUUCAGUACGACAAACUGCCCAACAACGAUUUCUUCCGUGUCUUUGAGCUCGGCCCCGGAAAAGAUAGCGACCCCCUUCAAGGCAAUCUUCGAACAUACUUACGAGAGCGAGCUCCCAAGUACGAGGCGCUAAGCUAUGUGUGGGGUUCCUCUGUUCAAAAUAGGCACAUGAAAUGCAAUGAUCAGACAUUUAUGAUAACUGAUAGCCUCGAUACAGCCUUAAGGCGUCUUAGGCUAGUUGGUGAUUCACGAUGUCUGUGGGUCGACCAAAUUUGCAUUGACCAAACUUCUCUCGAAGAGCGUUCUGAACAAGUUUCUAUCAUGAGGGAAAUCUACUCUGGAGCUACGCUUGUCAAUGCAUGGCUUGGCCCAGCAGAUGCAGAAAAGGCAACCGCAGCUGAAAUGAUAAUCUCAACUCUUACCAAAAGGAGGCCACACGAAUUACGAGAACAAGAAGAAUCGCCAGCUUGGGGGGCUCUGAGCUCUAUGCUAAAUGCCCCGUAUUUCUUUAGGGUUUGGAUCCUGCAAGAGCUUACACUUGCAGCUACGUACACCCUAUUAUGGGGGGAUCUCGUUAUCUCUAAAACCGACUUCAUGACAUUCAAAAUGGCAACGAGACGUCUUGGGAUGCGUUAUGAAGACCCGAAGACCCAAGUCGUGACUUGGGUGAAUCAGUAUUCGCAUGGUCGUUGUCCAAGAGUUAAGUGGAAUAUGGUUUCCGAGAUCUUCACAGAUGGCUAUAGAGAAGGAUUACUAGGUCUAUAUCUGCUUGUUUCUUUGACGACAUGCUGCCAAGCGACUGACCCCCGCGAUAAAAUCUUCGCGUUGCUCGGCCUCGCCGGCGUCCGGGCAUAUGGUAUCACACCAGACUAUCACAAGGCUGAGUCAACGGUCUUUGCAGAAUUUGCCUUGAGGGUUAUAUCAGAAGAAAGGAACCUUGAGAUACUCAAUUACACAGACAUAAAAGAACCUAAUGACAAAGAACGACGUCCCCUUUGGGCACCGAGGUGGCAUCACAAGGACACGACUGCACGUUUCAAUAGGAGUCUUUACGGUUUCAAAUCUUCAAAUACGAUGGAGACGAGAAUGAGAUCAUCGAACGGCAGCCACUCCUUGGAGUUGAAAGGUCUGCACAUCGACAAGGUCAAAGAAACUAACGGUCAGCAUAAGGAGUGGUAUCCUGAUAUCAUGGCUAUGGGUAGCAUGGCCAUCGACCACGGAUACCUCUUGGAAAACCAGUAUGGUUCGGAAAUUAUUACACCAAUUGUUUUAACGAUGAUAAGUGGCCGAGUACAGUCUAUUCUCGAUUACAACGAAAAGCUUCUGAAAGCAAUGAUUCAGCUUAUCAAAAUGGCAGUCCAAGCUUGUAUUUCUGUACCACAGAACGAGUCUAUCUUUGGAGAACCUGAAGUAUGGGAGUUCAUAGAUGAUAGGCUGGACCAGCUCUCUCCAGAACACACGGAAACGAUAUCAUUCUAUGUGGAUAUUCUUGAGAGAAUCUUGAGUGACAUUGAAGAGGAUGCUGCGGCCUUCUUGAAGAAUCUCGUACCUAGUCACGGUAAAAAGUUCUUCAUUACGGAAAAGGGCUAUCUUGGUACUGGCCCUUGUUGUUUAGAGGCUGGGGACUCUGUGUGCAUUCUUUUCGGGGGAGACAUGCCGUAUAUCGUCCGUCCAAACUCCCCCUCUAGCGACAAAUAUCUAUUUCUUGGAAACGCAUAUGUACAUGGGAUAAUGGAUGGGGAGGCUAUCACUACUUGGGAGGAACAGAAGGAUUGCCAGGAUCCGAAAUUUCAGGAACAGUCUUUCACGUUAUUAUAA